Molecule: messenger RNA, 2556 nt
Organism: Eimeria tenella
Lineage: Eukaryota; Apicomplexa; Conoidasida; Eucoccidiorida; Eimeriidae
Product: Phosphatidylinositol-4-phosphate 5-kinase. phosphatidylinositol-4-phosphate 5-kinase
Exons: 18
Coding region: 1-2556 (851 amino acids)
Biological process (GO): phosphatidylinositol metabolic process
Molecular function (GO): calcium ion binding; phosphatidylinositol kinase activity
Source: RefSeq, a predicted model, not a curated record
AUGGGCCCCAGGUUUCGCUGCGUCGCCCCUUAUGGCCUCAUGAACUACUCCGCCUUCUGCUCCAUGUUAGGGGUUUUGGCGAUGUUGAGGGAGACGCAAAUAACGGACCGUCUCUUCAAGGCCUUCGACAGGGACCACAACACCGAGCUGAACUUCACCGAAUUCGCAGUCGCCCUGGGGACAAUGCUGUGCGGCAAAGAAGAUGACAAACUUGACCUCGCCUUUAGGAUUCUAAACCCCAGCUUUACGGGGACCGGAGCCAGUCUAUCUGACUAUGACUUCGAAGAUGACAACGAAGAAGAUAGCAGCAGCAGCAGCAGCAAAGGCUCAAAGGAGGCACCAGGAGACGCAGAAGCAGCAGCAGCAAAGCCAGACGCGCAGCAGCAGCAGCAGCAGCAGCAGCAGCAUCAGCAGAAGACACAGCCACAGACACAGCAGAGAAAUCAGCAGGAAAACGCAGGCCGGCCGCCUUCGCCGCAGGCGCAGCUGCAGCAGCACCUGCACCAGCACCUGCACCAGCACCAGCAGCAGCACCAGCAGCAGCAGCCGGCAAACCCAGAGACUUCCCCGUUACCAAAGGUGCAGCUGCUGCGGCAGCAGCAGCCUGCUGCUGCUGCAGCGCCGAGCGAGCAGCAAGAGCCCGCUGGGGACCGGCCGCGCUCCCCGUCACCGCAGCAGCCGCAGCAGCAGCAGCAGCAGCAGCAGCAAGUGGUGUCCCGGCACGGGCGCGUGGUGAGUCUCGCAGCUUUUCGGAAACUCCAAACCCUCGUCUGUGCAGAUAGUGUUUCCUUCGAGGGUUUUGUGUCUCUAAUUCGAGCUGUGGAGGCUUCGCGGCGGAUUCUGGUGGGGGAUGAAAGAGCUGCUGCUGCUGCAGCAGCAAUUAAAAGUGUCUUCUCCCGAGCAGCAACUUGGCUGCCGGACCAAACCCAAAGACUUUUCCUCAAUGACUUCAAAGCAGCAGUCCGCAGCAGCCCCCCUUUUCUCGCGCUGCUGGGCGUUGACGUUGCUGCUGCAGCAGCAGACACCACUGCAGGCGGGCGCGCGGCCAAGGCCUGGAACGAGGCAAACGAGUCGAAUAAGGCAAAGGCGGACGCCCCCGCGAAAAACACUCAAGACCCUUCAAACCAGCCAUUCACCAGCACGCCGGGUUUAGAUGCAGCAGAACGAAGGCAGCAGCAGCAGCAGAAGCAGCAGCAGCAGCAGCAACAGCGCCAGCAGCUGCAACAGCUGCAGCAGCAGCACAAACAGCAUCUGCAGCAGCUGCAGCAAUGCGUCGCAGACCUCCAAGAGAUCGAGAGACACUUCUACAAACUAAAAAGGCAACUGUGGAUGCAAGAGGACGUGUCUUCAAGCGACUGCAACCUGAGCUUGACGAACAGCGCAGCAGCACAGACAAUGGCAGCAGCAGCAGCAGCGACAGGAGCGUCCAUUGAUGCAGCAGGAGGUCGAGUUGCUGUUGCUCCUGAGAGAUCUUUAAAACCCUACGACUACAACUACAAAGAAAAGUUCCGACUCCUCUCCAACUCCUCCGCCCUCGACAGCGCAAGCGCCCUGCGCCCCACGGCAGUGCGCUUCACGGAUUACUCCCCCAUGGUGUUUCGCCACUUGCGGGAAAUGUUCAAAAUAGACAAAACGGUGUACAUACACUCCAUUGGGCCAGAGCAGGUCGUCUCAAACAUGCUUUUGGGGAGUCUCUCCUCUCUUUGCGAGCUCGUCUCCGAAGGAAAGAGCGGAGCUGUCUUCUACUAUACCGCAGACGGCAAAUUUAUAAUCAAAACGGUCUCGCGAGAAGCAGCCAAAGGCCUCCGUCGUAUCUUACCUGCCUACGUCGCCCACUUUGUCGAAAACUCUGAAAGCCUCUUGUCCAGGUUUUUGGGGCUGCAUGCAAUCAAGCACAUCUUUCCCAGCCAUGGCAAACUCAGCGCUGCAGGAAAUCGCAUGCGUCACAAAACAUAUUUUUUGGUAAUGGAAAAUCUGUUUCACACCCCGGUGCCUAUACACCGCAGAUACGACUUGAAGGGCUCCACUUACAAACGUUCCCUAGCCCCGGAAAGCCGCGUAGAUCCAACUAUAGCUCUCAAAGACAAUGACCUCGAGCGUGAAGGAGAAAAGAUCGACAUAGGGCCAGAGAGGGCAGCGAGGCUGCUGGAGCUGCUGCGCAAAGACGCCAACUUUCUCGUGACUCAUGGAUUAAUGGAUUAUUCCCUGCUUGUGGGCAUUUACUAUUCCACGAGUGGAACGGCUGCAUCCCGGCCUGGAGGCAGCUUUUCCAGAGUUCCUUUGCCAGCUGCACUCACAAACGAGCCUAUACCUUCAGCCAGCACCGACACAGAUGUGCCCUUCUGGCGUCGGGACUUGGGAGGUUUGGCGAGCCGCGACGGCAGCAAAUUAUAUUACGUUGGCAUAAUUGACGUUUUGACAAAAUGGGGGGCUUUUAAAAGAACGGAAAAUGCUAUUAGAGUUGUACAGACCUGUGACUCUUAUGGCAUUUCUUGUGUCAAUCCUGCCUUCUACGCAAGCCGCUUCAUAAGUUUCCUGGAGCGCCACAUAGUGUGA